This is a messenger RNA of Lingula anatina, 1921 nucleotides long. RefSeq lists its product as uncharacterized. NCBI's taxonomy places the organism in Eukaryota, Metazoa, Brachiopoda, Lingulata, Lingulida, Lingulidae. The record is from RefSeq and is a predicted model, not a curated record.
GGACUCGGUUUCGGAAAACUAUGGCUGCCUCCAGUGGGAAAUUCGACUUGGGGAAAUCUAUUCAAGGUAUUUUAUAUCUUUUAAAUGUGAUUGACAAGAAGAGACUGGAACAUGAAAGAGUUUUGCAAGAUUACAGAAUCCUCUUCAAGCCAUGGCCUCUUAGAGGACAGACAGAAAAACUGGAAAGUGAUGAAAAAACUUCAAAAGUUCUAACAGAGCAAGGAGAACACAUAGAAGAUCAUUCCAUGUCUGAACAAGAGAAAGCAGAGGUGAGACUUUUGGAUACAAUGCUUCUCAAGGCUCAAGCUACAAGAGAUAAACAUUUAAAGACACAAGAAUCCAAACAAUCAACGUCAGACAAAAGUAGGGAGUCAAGGUCCAGUGAAAUUCACAAACCUCCACUUCCUCCUAUUAGAACAAAAUCCCCUGUUGUCUUAGCCACUUCUACUGUUACAAAGAAAGAAUUAAAAAGUUCUAAAUUGAAAACCAUUAGUCAGGUUGGUGAGGCUCAUGAGAGAAGUAGUGAAGGAAAUACAGAUACUGCUUUAAGUAACCUAGAAGAUUGUGCAGGCUCAGGUAUAGGUGUGAUUGAGCAAUCUAGACUCAAUGCACUUAUCGGAAUUAAUACAAAAGUGAGUAAAGGAAAAGAGGCAUACAAGUCUGCUCCUUUCAAAACAGAAAAUGUGAUAUCUAAAAGUCAAAAGACAAGAAUAAUACAGAGAUCUCAAGCCUUUAAGUCGAGGUCUGCUUCCGAGGAAAGGCAAAUGCCACCAACUAGUGCACCAAAGAGAGUGCCAAAUUCUUUGAAAUCUCAGCAACCAAAUGCAAAGGUAACAAGGCCUAAAUCAUUAGAAAGUAUAUUAUCACAAAAUAGGAAUGUGAAGGUGUCUUCAUCAUCAAGUAAGAAAGUUUCAAAAACAGCUGAGGUAACUGAAAAAGUUGUAAACAGUAUGUCACAGAAUAUUUCACAAUUGGGAGAAAGUUAUUUGAGUAUGGAAGGCCAGGUGAAGAGGACUACACUAAACCCAGUGGAACAAAACCAGCAACACCAGCCAAGAGAUAAGAACAGACAUAAAGAUCUUGAGAAAACAGUUGAUGAUGAACAGAAGCCAAAGCCUUUUUGCUUGGAACAGGAUGGUGCCUCUUUGAAUAUCCCAGUGAAGCUGAGAAGGUGCUACAUGAAUAAUGUUACAUUAAGAAAGAAGGUGACCUCUAAAAGAUUAUCCUCAGCAAACACACCAGACACAUCUGUGGAAAUGGAGUUUUUUCAAAAACUGGAAAUGAAGCUGUAUGAGAAACUGCCGGAGCCCCUUCAGAGGAUGAGUAGGAUGGAGCACACAUACCAAGAGCUGCAAUUACUGUUUCAACAUUUUAAUCUGGAGACAUUCUCAGAAAAUUCUCCUUGGGAAGAAGUUGCCAGAGCAACAAGAACUGUGGAACACAUCAUGAUGUCCUUCCAAGAACAAGAGCACGAGUUUACCAAAUUAUUUCCAGGAAGAGACAAAUUUGAGAAAGAGGCUGAGGAUCAAACUUUCAAAAUAAAUAAGAAAUCCCUGCUACCAAGUCAGCAUUGGAACCCAGGUUGUUUACCAUCUUCUAAUUACAAGUUAUGGUACAGCAGCGAAAGAGAUUUAAAAGACCAUGUAAGGCACAUCCACGAUGUUCAGGUCUAUAUGCACCAUCUUCAGUUUUUGGAGGCAGUGCAAGAACAGUUACUAUUCCUGGAUGCUGUGAACCAGGAUAAAAGGCAAUACUACGAGGCGUACAGAUCAGUGUAUUCUCUAUUGACAUCACAUGGCGAACAUUCACCAACACUGGUACAGGAUGUCUCAGAUUCAAGUGACCUUGAAAAUUGAUACUAACGUAAAGACAUUUAGUCUUAGACCGCAUUCACAACGAUUUGAGCUAGGCUUUACAAAUC